Molecule: messenger RNA, 3065 nt
Organism: Eucalyptus grandis
Lineage: Eukaryota; Viridiplantae; Streptophyta; Magnoliopsida; Myrtales; Myrtaceae
Product: pentatricopeptide repeat-containing protein At2g37320
Biological process (GO): RNA modification
Molecular function (GO): RNA binding; protein binding
Source: RefSeq, a predicted model, not a curated record
UUGAGUUUGUUUGUUUUUUUCUUUGGGGGUGGGGAGGCCUAUGGGUGGACGAUCCCAAUAAAAUUUUUGCAUGAUUUGAUAGAUUUUGCUAUUUAUAGGUAAAUUAAAGCUAAAAAUGAAUGUAAAUUAUGUUAACAAAUAACAAGUGUCCCGAGGAAAUUAUCAAAUGUACUCGAUAUCCCCUUUUUUCUACUGAAAUCGAAUUCCAAUUUGAAAUGGAAGAAGAUUCAUCGCCUAAACUCUGCAAUCCCUAAUGGAAAGUGGAGGCGAGGGGCAAACAAUGUGAAAAUGAGCUAUAGACUGACUGGGGGAUAAGCUCAACGACAGCACUACGCUGUUGUUUACAUAUAAAUCUAUAGACAAGAAAAUUCCGAGCUUACAAAAUAAUAUCGUACGACAUAUAUCACAAGAAGUAUCACUUCAUUGAAAUUAUAUAGGCUUGUUAGCUCAAUUGCCUGAUAAAUGAUUUAAAAAUCGUAAUAUUUAAGUGUCACGUAAGUAAUUUUGGAUAUUGUGCAUUUAAAGAACUUAAUUGUACUUUUAUAAAAAAGAUUCAUGAGUUGGUUAAAUCAAUCAAAACAUUUAAAAUUUAACCGCGUUCAAUACACAAGAUUUAAGACUUCUUGUGCAUUUUCUCAUGCUUUUAAGACGCUAUUAGUUGAAAAGUGGACAGCAUGGAUUCACAUGUGAAAAAUAUUUCUCGUCAUUCAAAGGUAAGACACCGCAAGGAAACUGCGAUUCCUCGUUGGCGCUCUGCAGAGGAAUGAACUCUGUUUUGCGCAAGAGGAGAGCUUGUCGCAAGAUCGACCAUCUCUUAACGGCGACGCAGUUCCAGUUCAGGCCUUUCUCCUCCCGCAAACUGACGCAGCACCAUCCAUCGCGGAGCAAGAAACAGGACAAAGCCCUCAGGAUCCUGAGCCUCGUCGCUCCCAAAACCGGUGGGAACUCCAGUCGCCAGAGCCAUCUCCGGCUCAUCGAGGACUUCUUGGACACGAGCUCGAAUGCCCAGAAGCUCGCUAACGGCUUCGCUUCUCUGGGUUCAUCUAGUGCCGCUGUGCGUAACGUGUUCGACGAAAUGCUCGAAUCCGCUGCAUCUGACGAGAAGGGUUCCGUUUCCGGGGAGCGUUCGUCUAAAGAGGAAAGGGUCGGAGAUGGUGCGGUUGGUUUGUCACAUGCUUUGAGUUCAUGUGGGUCCGCGCGUGAUCUCGAAGGUGGCGUUCAGUUCCAUUGUUUGGCGAUGAGGACUGGGUUUCUUGCCAAUGUUUAUGUGGGGAGUUCUUUGAUAACCUUGUAUGGUAGGUGCGGCGAGCUGGGGAAUGCUUAUAAGGUGUUUGAAGAAAUGUCUGUGAAGAAUGUAGUGUCUUGGACAGCCAUCAUAGCUGGCUUUGCACAAGAGUGGCAGGUCGACGAGUGCUUGGAGCUGUAUCAUUCGAUGAGGUGUUCAGCUUCAAAACCCAAUGAUUUCACGUUUACGAGUCUUUUGAGUGCUUGCACGGGUAGUGGAGCUCUUGGACAGGGCAAGAGUGCCCAGUGCCAGGCGAUCCAAAUGGGUUUUGCUUCGUACAUUCACGUUGCCAAUUCUCUUAUCUCCAUGUACUGCAAGUGUGGGUGCAUGGAUGAUGCAUUGUGUAUAUUUCACGAGCUGCCCAAGAGAGAUCUCGUGUCGUGGAACUCGAUGAUUGCUGGGUAUGCUCAAUAUGGGCUUGUGCAUGAGGCAAUUGAUCUUUUCGAGGAGAUGCUGCUGCAAAAAGUCAAGCCAGAUGCUAUUACUUUCCUUGGGGUUCUGUCUUCAUGUCGUCAUGCUGGUCUUGUCAAACAAGGGCAGCUUUACUUUGACUCGAUGGUUGAUCACGGGUUGAUCCCAGAACUAGACCAUUAUGCAUGUGUUGUGGAUCUCCUUGGUCGCAGUGGUAAGCUGGAAGAGGCUCGUAAUUUCAUAAAUAGAAUGCCUGUUCAGCCCAAUGCAGUCAUAUGGGGCUCAUUACUUUCUUCCUGCCGUCUUCAUGGGAAUAUUUGGUUUGGUAUUCAGGCUGCAGAGAGUAGGUUGGUGCAGGAACCAGGAUGUGCAGCUACACAUAUUCAACUGGCAAAUCUUUAUGCCAGUAUUGGUCUCUGGGAUGAAGCAGCACAAGUGCGAAAAUUGAUGAAGGAUAAAUGCCUUAAGACUUAUCCUGGAUAUAGUUGGAUUGAGAUCAGUAAUGUAGUUCACAGAUUCAGAGCAGAGGACUGGCGCAAUGACCGAGUUACUGAGAUUUAUGUCCUUGGUUGUUUGAUGGAUCAUAUGAGAAAUCAUGGUUAUGUGCCUGAGGUGCAUGAGGAGGAGGAAUUGUCAUGUGCAGCAGUAUAGUAUAGCAUGUGGCUUAUGCAUUAUUUUCAAGUAUGAGGAACAAUCACUUUUGGGGAUCACAUAUGGGAAAAGUGCUUUGUCUUCUCAAGGAGAAAUCUCUUCCUUAGAGGAACUUAUGGAGCCUCCCUGGUCGGAUGAUCGAUUGGGUGAACUGUUUGCGUCCUUUUAAAGUCCGGAAUGGCCCAACUCUGUCAGGGAAAAGAUCAGAAGAGGCAUCUGUUAGUGUCUGCUCCUUCACGCAUGGGGAUAAAAGUUACUGCUGAUGCACAAGCGAUUGCAUUCAGGAAGCUAAUCUAAAUGACUUUUAGCUCUUUUUAGAGAGAGAGAGCAACAAUCGGCUUGGUUAAAUAACUCAAAUACGAUGCAAAUGGUCCGAAGUUGAGGACUACGGCACAUCAAAUAGCGGAUGCAGAGUGACCGGGGAUUUACGAGUUACUCAAAUACACUGCAAAUGAUCUGAAGCCAAGAAGUUGUUCACUCAUCUAUAAUGCAGCAUGUGGUUGUUAGUUAAACGUGCUGCAAAUGGUCUGAAGUUGAGGACUAUUCAAUGGGAAUUUCUCAGUGUUUGUGCGGUACGCCGCUUUGAAUAGGAGUUACGGUAAAAUGGAGUCAGGUACGGUGCGCCCGACCGGAAAUCGACCCCUCGAGGGCCAUAGGGCCCGGAGUGUCGACAGUCGAGAUAAACUUUUAUAGACAACUUCUUUCAUUUUCGUGAUCA